AUGCUGGCCCGCACCGUUUCGCGUCUUUCUGGCGUUGCUCGAAGAGGAUAUGCUGCCGCGGCCGCUGUCAAAAACGCCAACCCAGAAGAGCUCCGAUUGACUUUCGCUUCUCCUGACACUGUCCGUUUCUUCCAAUAGGUUCAGUUUAACGAUGACCAUUUGAGGCAAUCUUCAGCAACGCGGUCGUCAAGCAAGUCGAUGUUCCAACUUUGGCCGGAAUGGUCGGUGUUCUCGCCAAUCACGUCCCAACUAUCGGAGUUUUGAAGCCUGGAGUCGUCCAGGUCACCACAAACGAAGGUAUACUUCGAUUAUCUCCAAAAAAGUUGAUAACCGCCAAAAAAAUUAAGAAAGAAUGGAGAAAAUAAAUAUUCUGAAUUUUGAUGCUGCUUGCCUGAAAAUGCGUUCAAAAUUUUGCGUAGAAAGUAAUUUUGGAAACGGAAUUAUUUUUUAUUCAUUUUUUUCGUGUUUUUAUCCAGUUUUCCUUAUUUUAUUUAUGAAUCCAGUUUCUAAAAGUCCCGUUUCGCUUCAAUUCUUUCCAGCUUGAACAAUUCGCUCAAAUCUGCAGUUAUAUGAUUUUAAGCUCUCUCUUUGAUCACUAUAUACAUGGAAAGGCAGUGAACCACUUUGAUAUUAAAGUUCAUCACAGUUGCAUCCCACGCUUUUUGGUUGGAUUGACGAGGAAAACCUAACUAGAAGGAUCGCUGAUUGGAAAAAUUGAUGGUACGACAAAAUCUCAAGUCCGCAAAUCUCGAGGACCGUAAUCUUGUGUACGCAGAUCUAAAGUCCAAUAAUCUUGGAGACCAAAAUCUUGGGAACCACAAUCUUGGAAAGUAAAAAUCAACGCUUUUGCGAAUAGAUUUUAUCAGAAAUUGUAUUCGGUGAUCCAAACAAGAGAAUAUAAGUAGAUAAAGUGCAAUAAAGAAGACUAAAAAGGAAGAUUUUUGCUUUCCAAGAUUGUCGUUUCCAAGAUUUUUGUCUCCGAGAUUUUGGUCUCCAAGAUAAUAGGACUUUAGAUCUGCGUACACAAAGAUUACGGUCCUCGAGAUUUGCGGACUUGAGAUUUUGUCGUACCAUCGAAAAAUUACGGUCAACAUAUUUUAACAGUACGCUAUUUUUCAAAUAAAGUUCAAUGAGGCAAGAACGUAGCAGUAGAGUAAAACAGGGACUAAAAGCUUGGGAAAAAAAUUGAGAAAAUUUUUAAUAGAAGAAGAAAGUUCAACUGCGCUCUGUGGGCACCAAUUUCGAAAAAAAAAGUUUUGAAUUAGAACUUCAAUCACAUAGUGCGUAAACGAAUCGAAUGCAUGAGAAAAAUCUUGUUGCGCUUUACUUCGAGCUUUUGAAAGGCAAGAGUUCGAAAUAUUUUUUUGUUUCCUUCUGUUAAAUUAAUUGACUCUAUGAAUUGUCGGCAAUGAAGCUAUUUUUGAGCUUUGUACAACAUUUCAUUUUCCAGGAACAGUCCAACGGGUUUUUGUUUCUUCGGGAACUCUUUCGGUCAACAUUGACGGAAGUGUCCAAGUUCUCGCUGAAGAACUGUUGAAGGUUGAAGAUAUCGACGAAGCUGUAUGUUUCAGCGUUUCGACUCAUUAAAAAAUAUCAAUUUGAGGCUGCACGCGCCGAAUUGGAUGCCGCACAGAGAGCGAGUUCCGAAGGUAGCGAAGUUGCUCGCGCGGAAGCUCAAAUUCGUGCAGAGGUUCGCUUCUGAACUAAUUUUUUUACCAUUCACAUUUUGAACUAUUAAUUUCUUUAACUUCCUUUAAAACUUCAAAACGGCAAGAAAUAUCAUUCUCAAGCACUACAUUUUGUUCAAAACCGUUACUUUGAAUUUUUAUGGAAAUUUAUCUAUUGGUAGUAUUCUAGUGAACUAGUACUAUAGAAAGGUUUUUGUACCGGUUGAUAUUUAUUAAAAAAACUUUUUUUGACUAUUAUCUGAAAAAUUAAACCCAGAUUUCGCCCCCACCUUUUGUAACUGAUGUUCUUUUCUCCGUCUUUCUUUUCCAACAGAAGUCAUAAAAACGUGAAAAUAGUACGUGAAAUGAGAGCGUCGCCGAGAGAAAAAAAAAUAGAAGCGAAGAAGUUCAGGCUAUUCAAGUUGAAGUUUUUUUUCCCGAAAAGGUUGAGUUUCAAGCAUGAUGAAAUUUAGUAAAAAGAAAUUGAAAAUCUAGGAUAUUUUUCAGGUUGCCGAAGCCUUGUUGAAAGCCGCCACUAACCAGCAGUAA
Messenger RNA from Caenorhabditis auriculariae, 2216 nucleotides. NCBI's taxonomy places the organism in Eukaryota, Metazoa, Nematoda, Chromadorea, Rhabditida, Rhabditidae. The record is from the annotation of a GenBank genome assembly.